ACAACCUUGGAGUUCUCUCUCUCUCUCCAUCGUUCUCUUUCUUUCUCUGUCACGCCAGAACCUAGAAUGUUGAAGGUUUGGGGUUUAGUGGCGAUUUUGCUUAUUGUUUUGGUCAGAAAUGUGUCGUCAUAUGAUCGGCCGGGCAUUCGGAAAAAUAUAGUGAUUCAUCCCUCUAACAACGACGAUCCUCUGUCCCCGGAACAGGUGCAUAUAUCUCUGGUUGGAGCCGACAAAAUGAGAAUAUCAUGGAUAACGAAGAAAGACACAGUCAUGCCUACUGUUGUGUACGGCACAACCUCUGGCAAAUACGAUGGUUCGGCUAAUGGAACAACGUCCUCGUACCACUUCUUGAUGAUUUAUCGAUCGGGCCAAAUUAAUGACGUAGUCAUAGGCCCAUUAAAGCCUAAUACAGUUUAUUAUUACAAAUGUGGAGGUCCAUCUUCAACACAAGAGUUCAGCUUCAAGACACCUCCUUCUCAAUUCCCCAUCAAAUUCGCCGUGGCUGGUGACCUUGGGACAACUGACUGGACUGUAUCAACAUUGGAACAUGUAUCCAAAUGGGAGCAUGAUGUUUUUAUCUUGCCUGGAGAUCUUUCGUACGCUAAUUUUUUCCAACCCGUGUGGGACACUUUUGGUCGCAUGGUGCAGCCGCUUGCUAGCAAAAGACCAUGGAUGGUCACUCAUGGCAACCACGAACUCGAACACAUUCCUAUCCUCCAUCGUGAAAGCUUCACCGCCUAUAACCACAGGUGGCGCAUGCCGUUUGAAGAGAGUGGCUCGACCUCGAACUUGUACUAUUCCUUCAACGUUUUUGGAGUCCAUGUUAUAAUGUUGGGAUCAUACACAGAUUUUGAACCUGGCUCGGUUCAGUACCAAUGGUUAGAAAAAGAUCUCAAAGGGAUCGAUCGUAAGACCACACCAUGGUUGAUGGCUGUGAUACACGCGCCUUGGUACAACACUAACGAAGCCCACCAAGGAGAGAAAGAGAGUGUGGAUAUGAAAGAAUCCAUGGAAACUCUUCUUUACAAAGCUCGUGUUGAUUUGGUCUUCGCCGGUCACGUCCAUGCUUACGAGCGUUUUAAUCGGGUGUACAAAGAUAAGUUCGACAAAUGUGGUCCGGUUUAUAUUAACAUUGGGGAUGGUGGCAAUAAAGAAGGCCUUGCUACAAACUAUGAAGAUCCAACUCCAGAAAUAUCAUUGUUUAGAGAAGCAAGUUUCGGGCAUGGUCAAUUGGUGGUGGUGAAUGCGACUCAUGCACAUUGGGAAUGGCAGAGAAACGACGACGAUGUGUCGGUACAAAAGGAUUCGGUUUGGUUAACCAGCCUCUCAGCCGAUUCAUCUUGUCAGAUUUAGACCGCAUCUCGGUUCGGGUUUUUAAAUAAGAACAUGUGCCUUACCGUUGAUUUUAUGUUAAAUGUCAAUGUAGAAUCGAAAAACCCUAAGUAAUUAUCGUACUGAAUAUUGACGACGACAUCAAAGUAGGAGAUAACAAAUGUUCUAUUUA
Eutrema salsugineum is the source of this 1504-nucleotide messenger RNA. Its product is annotated as probable purple acid phosphatase 20. Gene Ontology annotation, molecular function: metal ion binding; acid phosphatase activity. The transcript is spliced from 6 exons. The record is from RefSeq and is a predicted model, not a curated record. Bases 67 to 1353 code for a protein of 428 amino acids. NCBI's taxonomy places the organism in Eukaryota, Viridiplantae, Streptophyta, Magnoliopsida, Brassicales, Brassicaceae.